Rhincodon typus (whale shark) is the source of this 1836-nucleotide messenger RNA. RefSeq names its product galectin-3-binding protein-like. The record is from RefSeq and is a predicted model, not a curated record. The coding region runs from base 1 to 1836 and encodes 611 amino acids. NCBI's taxonomy places the organism in Eukaryota, Metazoa, Chordata, Chondrichthyes, Orectolobiformes, Rhincodontidae. The transcript has 5 exons.
AUGAUAGACCAACUGGAUAAAAUAUUUGCCAACUUUGGGAACCCUGAACAAGGUGUGAGUGACAAUGUUUGUGGUGCAGAGUUUGAGGAAUACCUGGAAUAUUUCAGUCAGAGUGAGGGGGAGCCUAGCUUUGAGGGUGACCAGCUGGUUGAAGGUGGGAAGCUGACUAACAGUACGGAAUACCGCGAGGCUCGGCAGUAUCGCAGUCCCACUCACCUCCUGCAUUUUUACUUUCUGACACGGAUUUACUCCGACUACAUGGAUAAUAUCUUAGCCGAUUUCCAAAGAGAACCACAACCUGAUGUCCUUAUUGUUAACUCAUGUAUCUGGGAUAUCUCCAGGUAUGGCUCCAAUUCCAUUGAGCAAUAUCGAGAGAAUCUGGUCAAGUUCUUCACAAGGCUGAAAGAGGUCCUUCUCCCAGAAUGCCUUGUGAUCUGGAACAUGGCCAUGCCACUGGGUGAGAAAAUCAAAGGUGGUUUCCUGAUACCAGAGCUGCAAUAUCUGGAUGUGAGUUUGCGUUAUGAUGUGAUCGAAGCCAAUUUCUACAGUGCCCUGUUGGCUGAUGCUCAUGGCUUUGAUGUGUUGGAUUUGCAUUACCAAUUCCGGUUUGAACUGCAGCACCGUGCAGCUGAUGGAGUUCAUUGGAGCCAUGUUGUUCACCGCCGAAUUACCCAGCUCCUGCUCCAGCACAUUGCGUCUGCCUGGGGUGUGGCUCUGCCCCCUGGGAAAUAUUUUUACACCAGGAAGCUCUACAUUAAGUUGUUUUCAGUGAAAUGCCUUCACAGCAUGGCGUCCAAUUACAGUGUUACUGCAAUUCGUGAUUACUGCGAUAAACUGUUUUAUAAACUACUGCCCCAGGAUCCUUCCUUCAAACAGCAGCUGGAGCUAUACAAAUACGCUGAGCUGGUGAAUGAUCUCUAUCUCCAGGGCAUAUGUUUGAAAUACUUUGCCUGGCACUGUGAGGCCUUCAGCCAAUCAGCAGUGUGGUACCAAAUGUCAGGAAAGGGGCUGGACGCUUUGCUGCAGAGUUCGGAUCUUGUUAUUCGGGAUGAGUUCACCUUGUUCCAGGCAGUCGAGGCCUGGAUUGUUUUGAAUGAGAAGUCUGAGCUGACUGACCAGUUAAUGGGGAAAAUUCGCUUCAACAUGAUGUCCCCAGAAACGUUGAUCUCUAUCCCAUUUAACUCGAGUCUCUACCAGGCUUCCCAGAAUACCUUCAUCCCUAAACUCCUCGAAGCGUUUGAAUUCCAUUCUGUUUCUGUGCAAAAGCUAAAAUAUUACAGAAAUAUCUUGGAUCCUCAGUACCAUCCCAGAACCUACACUACGUUACAUUGGAGCACUGUUCUGCCCAUCACCUCUACUGGAUACAGCCCCUCUCGAGGAUCCACACGGUACUCAGGGAAGUCUUUCUAUAUGACUCCUGCCCCACAUCGCGGUGAAAGCGAGUGGUAUUAUGGUGGCUAUAACCCCUAUCGCUCCUCUCCCAGCUCCUUCUUUCAGACGGCUGAGCACACGAGCCAGCUGUAUACCAACAGGAAGCUCUCCUGGUCAGCUUGGUACCACCACAAUGCUCAGAGGUGUCGAAACAGUAAUAUCAUCUGUCCCUAUGACACUUACCCAGUAGCUGCAUUAACCACUGCCUCUUACACCAUUCCAAUGUCCAUCACAUACGACAACAGAGUGCUCCUGCUCUGUGAUGAUCACCACAUUGCCUUUGUUCAGGACAUGAAGAAUUCCACAGCUGUACUCCCCUCACUCAAUACUACUGGCCUCUUCCUAUUCCCUUGUAAGACAGGAGUUACAUCCAUCAGGUUUGUGGUCAGGCCAAUCUAUACCUAG